Pyrus x bretschneideri (Chinese white pear) is the source of this 1067-nucleotide messenger RNA. RefSeq names its product ER lumen protein-retaining receptor. Lineage: Eukaryota; Viridiplantae; Streptophyta; Magnoliopsida; Rosales; Rosaceae. Bases 185 to 832 code for a protein of 215 amino acids. Gene Ontology annotation, biological process: protein retention in ER lumen; endoplasmic reticulum to Golgi vesicle-mediated transport. The record is from RefSeq and is a predicted model, not a curated record. The transcript has 6 exons. Gene Ontology annotation, cellular component: cis-Golgi network; endoplasmic reticulum; membrane. Gene Ontology annotation, molecular function: ER lumen protein retrieval receptor activity.
UUUCAAACUUCAAACUCAAAAUGUUGGACAAACAGGGUAAAAAAUGCUUACAUUGUUGGGAUUGAAAGUCCGAUAACAUUUCUGCUCUGCUGAAGGAAAACGAAACCCAACAAGGAAAGGAAGAGCAGGAAAGAAGCAACGAAAUCCGAAACGAAACGGAGAUUUUCGAGUUAGAGAAGAAGCCAUGAAUCUGUUUAGGUUGGCUGGAGACAUAACCCACUUGUUGAGCAUAUUGGUCCUGUUCCUUAAGAUCCGCUCCACCAAAUCUUGUGCAGGAAUUUCACUCAAAACUCAAGAACUCUAUGCGUUGGUCUUUCUUACUCGAUACCUUGACUUGAUCGUCAAGUAUUACUCAGUGUACAACACUCUGGGGAAGCUCAUCUUUAUCGGAACUUCUUUUGCCACGGUCUGGCACAUGAGGUACCAUAAAGUAGUGAAGCAAACCUACAACAAGGAUCAAGAUACUUUCAGACAUUACUAUCUCAUACUUUUAUCCUUGGGGCUGGCUCUUCUGAUUCCGCGUGCUUUUACUGUAAUUGAGGUUCUGUGGGCAUUUUCAAUAUAUCUUGAAGCUGUGGCAAUCUUACCACAGUUGGUAUUACUGCAGAGGUCAAGAAACAUUGACAACUUAACUGGAAAUUAUGUUUUCCUUCUCGGUGCUUAUCGUUCUUUAUAUCUUGUCAACUGGAUUUAUCGUUUCUUCACAGAACUCCACAGAGUUCGCUGGAUACCUUGGAUUUCAGGCCUUGUUCAGACUGCUCUUUAUGCUGAUUUUUUCUACUACUAUAUCAAGAGCUGGAAGGAACACGAGGAGCUUAAGCUUCCCGCUUGACGUGGAUCAUUCUGGAUGUGUAGUUUCCACCCCACUGGAAGGCAACAGAAGAGGAAUGCAUUAUGCAUACAUACUUGAGGACAUACAGAGCCAAAAGUUAACCAUUGUUGUCACUGUUGGGGGAUUUUCUCCACAUUAAUGGAUUAGAUCUGAUAAGAUCUUGUUAAUUAUUUACUAAUUUAACGAACCACUCUCACCUGAUCGUAAAUAAAUUAGAUUUUUAUUUGGUUGUCAA